UCCAAAAAUUUACACAUUUUUUUUUCCAUGCGAUCUUAUAAACUACGUAUAAACAAUAAAGGCAAAAGGUGGAAAAAGGGAGAAAGCAGUGCAUCUAAUCCGGCUACAACUAAAUUUCGUGAACAAGCUAAAAGGAAAUCAAUUUUAUUAAAUAAAAAAAAAAAUCCAGCUUUUACUAGGGAAAAUUUAAUAAAGCAUGAUGAAGGUUAUAUUGGAAAAAAAUUGCCCGAUAAAAAUGCUGAUAAUUUUACUAUCAAAACAAAUUUGACAACAUGGACAAAUUGCUCUAAUUUUACUUUUAACAAAAUAUUGGAAAGUAGUCUUAUCAACUCUCAAAUUCAUAGAGAAAUAUUGACAAUAUUAGCUACAGUUACUGAAGUUGUUCAAAAUGAAGGGGGAACUGAAUCUGAUUCAGAGUAUUUGGCGAUACUGAUGACAACCUUAAAUUCACUUAAUGAUCGUUUAUCUAUCAUAGCCACUUCUUAUUUGGUAAACACAGUGAUCAAAAGGGUUUCUCCGGCUCUCCUGGUGUUUAAAUUUUCGAGUUUUUGUACCAUUCUACUGAAAACUUUGAGCGAAUUUGACAAUGGCAAUAGUGAUGAUCAAAAUUUCCAAUCAUGCUCCCUCUUUUACAAUUCCAUAUUUGGGUCACUUUCCAUUUUAUUGAAAUCACAAUCAGGAGUUACAUUGUUGGAAUCAUAUACUCAAAAAGUAUUCAAUGUCCUGCUUCUUCACAGCUUAGAUGAGCGACCAAGAGUGAGAAAAUGUGCGCUUAAAUCCAUACUCAGGAUAUUUAUAGGUCCAACACAAGAACCAGAAACAAGUCACGUGAAAAGCGAAGUUUACCCACACCAACCUCUUAUGAUAAAUAUUUUGGAAUUUGUGGAAGCUAAAGCAAACGAGUGUACAAAAAAGUUUGUAUACACCGGAUCCGAUAAUGAUUAUAAAUGUAACAAGUCCUUGAUUUCUAUGACUAAUCAUAUUUUGUCACUUGGAAAGGAAGUUUUAUGCGUGGUGGCUAAAUACCACAAACUCCAAAAUAAUGAUUAUAAUGACAAUAAUAAAAAUGGCGGGUCCAUCUGUGUUGUUAGUGCGCUUAUUAAAAAAGUGUUUAAUCUAGCAUUUGCGAUGUAUAACGUGCCCUUGGUUCAAAAUAUGACACUAAAAUUGACCUGCUUAAACGUGAUAUCUCAACUUUUCGAAAACUCUUAUAUUAUCGAACAGUCUCCAGAAAGUUCGGAUAUAACCCUCUCUUCAAUAUUCCCUCUUUUUGACAAGGAGUUCAAUGCCAGAAUUCUCUCAGCCCUUUACGAAUUGUACCCGAAUAACCCUAAGGAUUCCGAUGAUAUUACCACUUCUAAAUCAACCUUCAGAUUAUUUAAAACACCCGAUGGCAAAGUACUAAUUACCUUAUGGAUCAAAUGCUUGAUUAAAGGGGUUAUAAGCCUAACUGCCAAGGACUCUAUUAUCGCGAAAAGUCAUUUUGCUCGUACUUUAACCAUAUCACUUCAUUACUUACAAACUUUUGGAACAAACGCUAAUAUUAAAGAUCAAAUUUCUACACUUCUAUGUCACUCCUUUUCCCUUAUCCUAAAACAAAACACUAAUUACUACCGUAAUCAAAAUGAAUCAUACGAAAUUCUUAGUUUGAAAAAUCUGGUCGAUAAUGCCGGACAAGGAAUCUCUAAAUUGAUUAAUAUUCAGAAUGGAGGUAUUGGAAAUAGCGAAAACAAAUUUAUUGAUGAUGUAGUUGAUUACGCAUUUGAUUUGAUCGCUGUUUAUUUCGAGACAACCUCUUCUUACGUCAAAUUCGCUUACCCAACAUCGACAUCUAUUUCCAUGCCUUUUUUUUCGACCCGAGAAUCUGCCGAUAAAUUUCCUUCCCAAAUCGCGAAUCCAAUCAAAGUUUUGGCACGUCUUAAAGACGAAAUCGACAAUACGGAUAAAAAUAAUAGUAAUUUGAGAUCAAAGAUAGAUAAAGCUUUAAUUGCUGCAAUCAAGUCAUACGGCCCUCAAAGAAUUUUAAACGUGAUCCCUCUAAACGUAGACCCAGAUGGUAUUCAUUUUGACCUGAGUCGAAGCUGGUUGAUUCCAAUGUUUAGAGAUGCUCUGCGGUUACCAAUAAUUACAGUUGAAAAGGAUAUAAAUACUUUGGACAAAUUGGAAAUUGGAUGGGACACUUUCACUCUUUUCCAGACAUAUUUUAUGCCUCUGAUUUCACGAUUAGGCGAAAAAGCAUCCGAGCAUGCAAUAAAUAAUAAUCGUGAUCUCAGUAAAAAAAUGAAGUAUCUAGCCGGUCAAAUCUGGACACUCUUACCCUCUUUUUCAUCUUGCGCUAAUAAGUCCGAUUUAAAACUUGACGCCUCUACUUUUUUCUAUAAUCUUAUAAAGACUCUUCCAUCCGAUAUUGAAGAAAUAAAUGUAAUUAUUUUAAAGUCGUUAAGAAACUUGAUCCUUAGAAAUCACAAUUUUGGAAUAAUCCGUUACGAUAUUAAUGAUGCAUUCUUUAAAUCCUUGAUUCCUGCCCUUUUCAAUCUGUAUAUAAGGUAUUCUAUAUCCACUACCAAUAAUCACAAACUCUCGACAGCCGAAACCUUGAAGGUUUGUUUAAGCUGUUGUCCGAAAAUAUAUAUCCAAGUUUUUUUGCAAAAAUUGCGCGAAAAAUUAAGAUUGGCCGUAACCGACGAAGAAACUUGUAAGAUUCCUUCAUGGUUAGAUAUAGCCUUCUUAUUAAUUCCUUAUCUUGAUGUUGAUCCUGAAAGUAACGAAAAAAAUACAAAUAUAGGAAAUGCAAACACGAUUGAAAAUAAUGGAGAUAUUAAACAGUCAUUGGAUUUUAUAUAUAAUUAUAUUUUGGAUAAAAUUCUAAGGAACAAUAACGAUGAAACCUAUUAUUGUAUAAUGAGGCGGGAUAUAAUUUUAGCUAAAACCAUUCAAAAGAAAGCUUACAAAGUUCUUCAUGCCCUCUUAUCCUUCCCAGUUUCAUCCCGACUUAUCAACAAGACCUCCCUUUACCAUUCCUUAACCCUGGCCCGUUCUUGCACAUACCCUCCCAGCCUACCUUAUAGAUUCUCAUGCUUUACUUCUUUAAUCUCUUUAAACCUUCAUACAACGGUGACUCUUUUAGAAGCCGUACGUGUAGUUUAUGGUUCUCAAGCUGCUAAACGUAACGCGCUUACCUAUAUAAGCACUUUUUUGAGUUUCGCCGUUUCUCCUUGGAACGCCGCCAAAAAGACGGACUUGGAUAAUGACAUCUUCGAGAAUGUUGGUGAUUUUUUGAAAAGAACUCUAGUUAGACCUCUCCAAACGUUUAUGUCUGAAAAGAACGACAAAAAUAGCGAGGCUGAUAAAAAUAAUAUGUUUGUAGAUAUGGAAGGUGAUGAAGACAUAUGUGAAAAUGAUGAUUGUGAGUGGGAGACUAAUAGUGAAGGUGAUGUGGAAAUAGAACAAGCAGAAGAAACUAGUGAAAUACAAUCGAUGGAUUCUAUCGCUACUUCAAAUAUCAAUAUUUUUGCAAUAAAAAAUGCACAAGAAGCAGUGGCUCGUAUAAUUACCCUCUCAUAUUUUUAUAAUAAAUCAGAUAACUUCGAAGAAAGCCAUAUGCGUUUAUCAGAAAGGAUGAAAUGUGAUAUACUAAACGCCGUUAUAAGCUUUUUAAGUUCUUCGCAUAAACUUAUAGUCAAACAUUCUUUAGAAUUCUUAUACACCUGCAUAAAACAUACGCCAAAAUCAUUGAUAUUAAAAUAUAGUGGAAUUAUCGUUUCCAAUUAUUCCAAGAUACCCAAAAAUUUCAAAAGAGUUUUCCACUUCAAACUUAAAUUGAUAAUGGUUAAACUUUUAAAAAAAACAGAUUCCGCCUUAUUAGCUACCUUCGUGCCUCUGGAGUUUAAACCAACGUUUGAAAAGAUUCGCAAAAUGGAGAAAAGAAGAGCGCACAAAUUAGCUGAAGUCCCGAAAGUCAAUGGAAUACUGAAAAAAUCUAAUAGUCAUAUAAAUGCCGAAAUUGAUGAAUUAAGUUACGAUCAACCUCGACAAAAAACUAGAAAUUGCCUAAGUAUCGAAGAAAAUAUGAUUGGCGAUAAAAUAUUUGAUUUACUUGACCCUGAUGAUGCUGAAAAUUAUAUCGUGCAUAGAAAUCAUAAGAAAUUGAAUGAAAUAAGCAGUUUGCCUAAGGAGGCGACUAAAGAAUUUCCUGUAUCGAAAGAUGGGAGGAUGAUCAUUGGUUUAAAAGACAUUAACAAAAAAAAUAAAGAUAUUAGCCAAUCAUGUAAAUCGCCAAAUGAAGACGAAAGUGAUAUAGAAAAGAUUGACGAGUCCGACAUGGUCGCAUCAAAGAGAAAUAUGAAAAGAAUUAAGUUUACCUCAAAUUCGCUUCAUUCGAAUAGCAAUAAUUUUUCAAAAAACAAAAGAAUUAAAAUACAACAAAAUAAAAAGAACGAUUUAAAAAUGCAACCUUAUUCGUAUUUACCUCUCGAUAGAAACUGUUUAAACAGAAGAAAACAAGCGAAAUCUGAGACUAAACUUAAGGGAAUCGUAGGAUCCGCUAAAAAAGGUGCCCUAGCCGGCAAAAAGUGCAAAAAUAGAAAAUUAAAAUUUUGAAUCCGAAGAAUAUGUUGUUUAUUAAAAUUUAUGAGAAUAAAAAUUUUGCAAAAUAUA
Messenger RNA from Gordionus sp. m RMFG-2023, 4656 nucleotides. RefSeq names its product RRP12-like protein. The coding region runs from base 28 to 4599 and encodes 1523 amino acids. The record is from RefSeq and is a predicted model, not a curated record. The transcript is spliced from 18 exons. Lineage: Eukaryota; Metazoa; Nematomorpha; Gordioida; Chordodea; Parachordodidae.